AUGUCUGAAAAAAAGUGUUCAAGUGCGGGGCUUCCCAAAUUAAUUGAUAAAAAAGAAGAUGAUCCCAAUGCAACGCCCUCCUUGUAUAGAAUAGGUCGUGGACGAGGUAGUGGAUUCAAAUCUCUUGCGCAAUUAAGAGAUGCACUUAAUAGUUCUACGACUUCAAACACCUUAAGUGAAUCUACAACAGAACAUUUAAAAAAGCUUGGAUCUCCAAAACUUUGUGAUAAAUUAACACCUACCACAAAUCCAAAAACAGAAACGGAAGCCACAAAUCCAGAAACGCAAUCAUUCGCAACCACUUCAAACACGUUAAGUGAAUCUACAACAAAGCUUUUAAAAAAGCUUGGAUCUCCAAAAAUUGAUGAUAAAUCAACCACUUUCACCAAUCCAGAAACGGAUACCAAAAAUUCAGAAACGGUUAUUAAAAGAGAAACAUCAAUUAAAUCGGAUAUAACAGUUGCAUCCACUGCCAAUGUGGUAGUCUCUACGAAAGAAACGACCCCAGUUAUUAAAAGAGCAACGCCAACAGAAUCGGAUAAAAUAGUUACAUCCACUGCCAAUUAUAUUCGACUGAAUGUGGACCCAGAAAAAGGAGUGUAUGAAUACGACGUACGUUUCAAUCCAAGCGUUGACAAUCGCAAUUUAAAAUUACAAAUUUUAGAGAAAUUUUUCAUAAGUCCAUUAAAAAUUUCCGACGGUAAUGUCUUUUAUUUACCAAUUCGAUUAAACAUAACAAAUUUUUCCGGAAAACAUCCCGUAAACGGAGUUCCAAUAACAAUUAACAUGACUCUGAGGCGCAAGCUAAGUUUAGCCGAAUGUACGCCUUUAUAUAAUAUUUUAUUUCGACGUAUUUUUAAACUCUUACAAUAUGUUCAAUUCGGACGAAAAAUGUUUAAUCCGGCCGAAUUUCAUCGUUUAAACCAGCAUAAACUGGAAAUAUGGCCAGGAUAUGUAACCGCUGUUGAUGAGUACGAAGAUGGAAUUAUGUUAUGUAUCGAUUGUAGUCAUCGAGUACUUCGUACGGAUACAGUUCGAUCGUAUCUAGUGGAAUGUAUUUCCGUAGCACAUCGUACCGGCCGCUCAUUUAAACAAGAAGCGGAAAAGGCUUUAAUUGGCCAAGAUAUAAUUACUAGAUAUAAUAACAAAAUAUAUUGCGUUGAUGAUAUUUUAUGGGAUCAAAACCCAUCGGGAAAAUUUCAAACUCGCGAUGGUUCGGAAAUUUCUUACAUUGAAUAUUUUAAAAAUUAUCACGGGAUUGAAAUCCAAGACGUAAAGCAACCAUUACUAGUCCACAAACGGCCAAACGAUACCUUGCUUUGUCUAAUCCCAGAAUUAAGUCACAUGACAGGUUUAACGGAACAAAUGAAAAAAGAUUUUGUGUUAAUGAGAGAUCUAAACGCCGUUAUGCAAAUAACACCGGAUGUACGAAAAAUGGCGAUUCAAAAAUUUCUAAAUAGUGUUCGGAAUAAUUCCGAAGCACAAAAAUUACUUAAUUUAUGGGGGCUAAGUCUUGAAUCCAAAACAAUUAACUUAGAAAUGAGAAUUCUUCCAGCCGAAAACAUUCUGUUUGGUGGAAGCAAAUGUGUACAGGGCUCAUGGAAUGCUGAUUGGUGUAGAAGUAUCCGUGAAAAUCGAUUAAUUUCUGCUAUAGAUAUCCAAAAAUGGUACGUAAUCUUCACACCAGGGGACAGAAUCAAGGCUGAAAGCUUUACAGAUAUGCUUCUGCAAGUUUGUGAUCCAAUGGGUAUGCGAAUAUGCCCUCCACAAUUGAUAUGCUUACAAAAUGAUGCUACCGAAACUUAUGUACAAAUGCUAAAUGAAAUUAUUCAACCCGAUGUACAAAUUAUCGUACUUUUAUGCCCCCGAAUAAGGGAUGAUCGUUAUUCCGCGAUUAAAAAAAUAUGUUGUGUGGAUAAACCAAUUCCGUCGCAAGUGAUUCAAUCGCGAACAAUUAAAUCUAAUCUAAAACAGCUUCGACCUGUCGUACGAAAUAUCGCGUUAAAAAUGAAUUGUAAACUUGGUGGUCAAUUAUGGUCUAUAAAUUUUCCAAAACACAAUUGGAUGAUUUGUGGUAUCGAUGUUUAUCAUGACAAUCGAUCGAGAUCAAGGAAAAGUGUGGUUGGAUUUGUGGCAUCUAUGAAUCAACAAAUUACCAGAUGGUUUAGUCAGGUUGCUUUCCAAACCAAAACCGAAGAAUUAUGUAGCGCGUUAAAAGCAUUAUUUACAAACGCGUUAAAAAACUUUUUUAACGUUAACGGCAACUGGCCAACACAAAUUUUCAUUUUUCGAGAUGGAAUCAGCGAUGGUCAACUAAAAUUUUCUAAACAGUAUGAAAUACCACAAUUAAUGGAAGCGUUGAAAAUUAUCUGGAACAGUAAUAUUUGUCGACCGGAUCAGAUGCCAAAAUUAACUUUUAUUGUUGUUCAAAAGCGGAUUAAUACACGAUUAUUUUUACAAGAUAAUGAAAAAAAUCCCCCACCAGGUUCAAUUAUUGAUCAUACAAUUACACGACGAGAUUGGUAUGAUUUUUUCCUGAUUCCACAAUGUACACGACAAGGGACUGUAUCCGUCACACAUUAUGUGGUUAUCGAAGAUCAGAGUGGGAUGAGUGUGGCGCAUAUACAACAGUUAGCCUUUAAAAUGUGUCACAUGUACUAUAAUUGGUCUGGAACUAUAAGUGUACCUGCUCCAUGCCAAUAUGCCCAUAGAUUAGCGUCUCUGGUUGGCACUUACAUUCACAAGAUUCCCGAUGAAAAGUUGGCUAAUCGUCUAUAUUAUAUUUAA
Messenger RNA from Chrysoperla carnea, 2787 nucleotides. Its product is annotated as piwi-like protein Ago3. Lineage: Eukaryota; Metazoa; Arthropoda; Insecta; Neuroptera; Chrysopidae. Bases 1 to 2787 code for a protein of 928 amino acids. The transcript has 3 exons. Gene Ontology annotation, molecular function: piRNA binding; protein binding. The record is from RefSeq and is a predicted model, not a curated record. Gene Ontology annotation, biological process: regulatory ncRNA-mediated gene silencing. Gene Ontology annotation, cellular component: P granule.